Molecule: messenger RNA, 989 nt
Organism: Erythranthe guttata (spotted monkey flower)
Lineage: Eukaryota; Viridiplantae; Streptophyta; Magnoliopsida; Lamiales; Phrymaceae
Product: ADP-ribosylation factor
Molecular function (GO): GTPase activity; GTP binding
Source: RefSeq, a predicted model, not a curated record
UGCAAAAUAAAACGCGGAAACUGAAAAUAAAUAAAAAAUAAAUAAAAAAAUACUCUUGCUAACUAAGAUAUUUACGCCAAUAGACGUCUCAUCUCAUCCCCUAUUUGGUAGCUGAUUGGAGAGAGAUCUUUGGCUGAGAGAUCUCUGCGUCGCUCAACCCUCACCGAUCCUCGUCAAAUUUAAGCGAUGGGGUUGUCUUUCACCAAACUCUUCAGCCGGCUGUUUGCCAAGAGAGAGAUGCGUAUACUAAUGGUUGGUCUUGAUGCUGCUGGUAAAACAACCAUUCUCUACAAGCUCAAACUCGGUGAAAUUGUCACCACCAUUCCUACUAUUGGAUUCAAUGUGGAGACUGUGGAAUAUAAGAACAUUAGCUUCACAGUUUGGGAUGUUGGGGGCCAGGACAAGAUUCGUCCAUUGUGGAGGCACUAUUUCCAGAACACUCAGGGCCUAAUCUUUGUUGUUGACAGCAACGAUCGAGAUCGUGUUGUCGAAGCAAGGGAUGAACUGCACAGGAUGUUGAAUGAGGAUGAAUUGAGGGACGCUGUUCUUUUGGUGUUUGCCAACAAGCAAGAUCUUCCAAAUGCUAUGAACGCUGCUGAAAUAACUGACAAGUUGGGCCUUCAUUCCCUUCGCCAACGUCAUUGGUAUAUUCAGAGCACAUGUGCAACUUCUGGUGAAGGGUUGUACGAGGGAUUAGACUGGCUGUCAAACAACAUUGCUAACAAGGCUUGAAUACGUCAGUCGGAGGUUACAAUGUACCCUAUGGCUUUGUUUUUUUUGUUGCUUUUAGUUUCUUUAAAACAUUAUGUCCUAAAACCUUGGUUUUCAGCCAAGAAAAUCGCUGUAUUUUCAAUGAAUUUAUGAUAUAUUUUUGUUUUUGUCAAUCUUGUGGAUCUCUGCCUGUUCCUAUUAUGGUGAAACUAGGAAUACGUAUUUUUACGAACUUAUGUGGAUUAUGAUCAUAUUCAGGACAAUUUGUACUCUUCAGA